AUGACCUCAUCGGGAAAAAUAACUAUCUCAAUUGAUAGAGGUGGCACCUUCACAGACGUUCACGCUAUUGUGCCUGGUCGCUCGGAUAUUAUCUUGAAGUUACUCUCGGUAGACCCUACACACUACCAAGAUGCGCCAACCGAAGGUAUUCGCCAAAUUCUCGAGCUUGUUACAGGAGAGCCGCAUCCCCGUGGCCGACCAUUAAAGCUUGAUUGUAUAGGCUGCCUUCGAAUGGGUACCACGGUUGCUACAAAUGCAUUACUGGAGCGAAAGGGGGCCCGUUCAGUAUUAUUCACGACUAAAGGUUUCCGAGAUCUUCUUAAGAUUGGCGAUCAAUCCCGUCCUGCAAUAUUCGAUCUAUCUAUGGCACGACCUGGAGUGCUUCCGGAGAGGGUCGUUGAAGUUAAUGAGCGAGUGGUUCCUUGCCACCCAAAUGCAAGCACCGAUUGCUUUCCUGAUGCUCGUAUGGUCGAAGGGAUCACUGGCGAGAAAUUCCGAGUCGUGCAAGAACUGGACUUGGAACAUGUACGAGCCGAGCUUCAAAGGCUCAAAGAACAGGGCUAUCAGUCGCUAUCGGUGGCACUUGUGCAUUCAUUUGCCUACCCGAAUCACGAACUCCAAAUUGGGGAAAUUGCCGAAGAGAUGGGAUUCUCUGUGACACUGUCCUCCAAGUUACAACCGAUGAUUAAACUGGUGCCCCGAGGAAUGUCUGCCGCCGCUGAUGCGUAUCUUACGCCAGUCAUAAAAACCUAUAUCGACUCCAUUUCCUCAAGCUUCGAAGGUGGAUUGGAAAGGCAACAAGAUUGUCGCUUUGAAUUCAUGCAAUCGGACGGAGGGUUGGUUGAUUUUCGGAAGUUCAGUGGUCUGAAGGCUAUUCUUUCCGGUCCUGCAGCUGGAGUUGUAGGAUUCGCUGCGACAAGCUGGGACCCUCUUGAAAAGACCCCAGUGAUCGGGUUCGACAUGGGUGGCACUUCUACCGAUGUAUCUCGAUUCGAUGGCCAUCUGGAACAUGUCUUUGGAUCAAAAGUAGCCGGUAUUUUGAUUCAAUCACCCCAGCUCGAUAUCAACACAGUGGCUGCUGGCGGUGGCUCGAUCCUGUCUUGGCGCAAUGGCCUCUUUUAUGUUGGCCCUGAAUCCGCCAGUGCACACCCUGGUCCAGCUUGCUACCGCAAAGGUGGCCCUUUAACCGUAACCGAUGCCAAUCUUUUCUUAGGCCGAUUGCUUCCUGACUACUUUCCCCACAUCUUCGGGCCCGAUGAAGAUCAACCCUUGGAUACUGAAAUCACAGCGCAGAAAUUCCACGAACUGACAGAAAAGGUGAAUGUUGAGCGCCGCCAAAACUCCCAGCCAGAAUACAGCCCAGAGGAGAUUGCGCUUGGGUUUCUCAAUGUUGCUGAUGAGUCGAUGGCCCGACCCAUCCGUAAUCUUACCCAAGCUCGCGGCUUUGAGACCUCUUCGCACCACCUCGCUUGCUUUGGAGGAGCUGGUGGCCAACAUGCUUGCUCAGUUGCUGCAUCGCUAGGAAUAUCUCGAAUUAUUAUCCACAAGUAUUCUUCCGUUCUAUCGGCAUAUGGCUUGGCCCUUGCUGAGGUGGUGAAGGAAUCACAAGAGCCAGUGUCAUCUGACUAUAUUUCAUCACACUCCGCCCUUCUCAAUCGUUUUGACACCAUAGCAGCUGCUUCAACAGAGGAAAUGCAAGCCCAGGGCUUCUCCGCCAGCCAGGUGCGACAUGAGAAAUACCUCAACAUGCGAUACGAAGGUUCCGACACCAGCCUUAUGAUCCUACAACCAGAGGGCUCAACGGAUUUUCUUGGUCAAUUCAGGGAACGCCACCGUCGCGAAUUCAACUUUAACUCCGAGCGACCGGUUCUGGUUGAUGAUAUUCGCGUACGCAGUAUUGCUUCGAGUAAGAUUCGCACGGAACGUAGUCCGUUGGUUCAAUUGAAGGACGCUAGCAUGAAGGAUGUUUCUAUUCCUCCUGCCAACACAACCGCUGCUUACUUUGACGGUAAUUCGACGAGCCGUACCGAAACACCUGUGUACUUGCUAGAUCAAUUGGAGAAACACAGUCGCAUUUUUGGCCCUGCAGUCAUCAUUGAUCAGACACAGACAAUCGUCGUUGCUCCCAACGCUGUCGCAAAUCUCUUGGAAACUUGCAUUGUCAUUGACUUGAAGGACAAGUCAACCUCGCAUACAGAGCAACCUGUAUCAGAAAUUGAUCCCAUCCGUCUCACCAUCUUUGGCCAUCGUUUCAUGUCAAUUGCUGAACAAAUGGGUCGAACUCUGCAAAAGACAUCAGUAUCUACCAACAUCAAAGAACGAUUGGAUUUCUCUUGUGCCUUGUUUUCCCCAGACGGUGGACUUGUUGCAAAUGCCCCACACGUUCCUGUUCAUCUGGGGUCAAUGCAAUUUGCUGUACGCUACCAGCACCAGAAGUGGCUGGGAAACUUGAAGGAUGGAGAUGUACUUGUCGCUAACCACCCUAGCUGCGGUGGUACCCACCUCCCAGAUAUCACGGUGAUCACGCCGGUCUUUGAUCGCCCCGGUGGUACCGAAAUCAUGUUUUAUGUCGCCUCGCGUGGCCACCACGCCGAUAUUGGAGGUAUCCUGCCCGGGUCGAUGCCACCCAAGUCCACUGAGCUUUGGCAGGAAGGUGCCGCGAUCGAGGGAGACAAAAUUGUCAGCAACGGUGUCCUAGACGAGGAUCGCCUUAUUGAACUGCUGGUCACCAAACCCUCGCAAUACCCGGAUUGCUCUGGUGCACGGUGCAUCAGCGAUAAUCUGUCAGAUCUAAAAGCCCAGAUUGCAGCCAACACUCGUGGAAUAAUCUUGAUCCAGAGUCUCUUUGCCGAAUAUGGUGUCGAGACUGUGCAAAAAUACAUGUAUGCCAUUCAGGCCACAGCCGAGACAGCCGUGCGAAAUCUACUCAAGGAUCUGCAUCGCAAGUUUGGCGGACAGCCAUUAGAAGCGGUGGACUACAUGGAUGACGGCACUCCUAUUCGGCUCAAGGUCACCAUUGAUGGAUCUAAUGGAUCUGCUGUUUUUGACUUUUCGGGAACCGGUUCCCAGGUAGAAGGCAAUUGGAAUGCGCCCAUCUCCAUCACACAUUCAGCCAUUAUCUAUUGUCUACGAUGCAUGAUCAACGCUGAUGUUCCUCUCAACCAAGGAUGCUUAACUCCAAUUGACAUUCAAGUGCCAUCACCUAGUCUACUGUCGCCCAGUAAGACUGCCGCUGUAGUAGGUGGCAAUGUUCUCACUUCUCAGCGAAUCACGGACGUUGUCCUCAAAGCAUUUUCAGCUUGUGCAGCGUCUCAGGGUUGCUGCAAUAACCUGACAUUCGGAACCAAUACCGAGUUCGACCCCAAUGGUGCAGUGAUUACCCCAGGAUUUGGCUACUACGAAACGAUCGCCGGUGGUAGCGGAGCUGGCCCUACUUGGAAUGGCGAAUCAGGCGUCCAAGUCCACAUGACCAACACGAGAAUCACCGAUCCAGAAAUCCUAGAGAAACGCUAUCCAACCAUGCUUCGUCAGUUCACAUUGAGAGAUGGGUCAGGUGGUCGGGGUAAGCACCCUGGCGGCGAAGGUGUAAUUCGUGAUAUCGAGUUUCUUGCCCCGAUGCAGUGUUCAAUUUUGUCAGAGCGACGGGUUUACCGACCGUACGGGCUAGAAGGUGGUGAGGAUGCUCAGACUGGUCUCAACCAGUGGAUUACGCGAGACACGGAGACUGGCAAGGAGCGUCAAGUCGAUAUCGGUGGCAAGAAUACUGUAUCUGUGAAAACGCAUGACCGAGUGGUCAUCAUGACAGCGGGUGGUGGCGGAUGGGGUGCUGUCUGA
This is a messenger RNA of Penicillium verhagenii, 3834 nucleotides long. RefSeq names its product 5-oxoprolinase. Gene Ontology annotation, cellular component: cytosol. The coding region runs from base 1 to 3834 and encodes 1277 amino acids. The transcript is spliced from 2 exons. Gene Ontology annotation, molecular function: 5-oxoprolinase (ATP-hydrolyzing) activity. Gene Ontology annotation, biological process: glutathione metabolic process. The record is from RefSeq and is a predicted model, not a curated record. Lineage: Eukaryota; Fungi; Ascomycota; Eurotiomycetes; Eurotiales; Aspergillaceae.